GCGAUAUCGUUGUUGUUGAAAAAAUCUAUGGAUGUUGGUGUACGUUAUCGUAGAGGAAUCACGAUUGAUAGUGAAGCGUUGACUGGUGAUGCAGUGACGAAUAUGGCAGAUGCAAAUUGCACUCUGACUGAGAAUGAGAUUGAUGAUACAGAUAACAGUAUCAAUGGUCAUAUUGAAUGUUCUUCUUUAAGUUGGUACGGCAGUGUGCUGCGUCAAGGAGUAUUGCACUGA
Molecule: messenger RNA, 231 nt
Organism: Anisakis simplex (herring worm)
Lineage: Eukaryota; Metazoa; Nematoda; Chromadorea; Rhabditida; Anisakidae
Source: the annotation of a GenBank genome assembly